Thamnophis sirtalis is the source of this 659-nucleotide messenger RNA. Its product is annotated as actin-binding Rho-activating protein. Lineage: Eukaryota; Metazoa; Chordata; Lepidosauria; Squamata; Natricidae. Gene Ontology annotation, molecular function: actin binding. The record is from RefSeq and is a predicted model, not a curated record. Gene Ontology annotation, biological process: positive regulation of transcription by RNA polymerase II; positive regulation of Rho protein signal transduction. Gene Ontology annotation, cellular component: sarcomere.
UUGCAGUGCUCCAAAGGCAAGAAUUCACUCCUUUCUCGCAGAGAAAUUCCGCAGCGGGAUAAACCCCUCCUCUUCUUUAUAUGCCAUUAAAGCUGUUUACAGCAUGGAAGAAAGCAAAACACAAAAUAUCGGAGCAGCAACAAGUUGUAAUGGCAUUGUUGGACAACUUGCAAGAAACUGGCAGAGCUGGUCCAAGGAUCGUGUGGCUUAUCAGCAACGAAACCCAUUUAGCAAUGGCAACCAAAUAACCUUACGCACUGAGAAAGGGGAUCCCACUUAUGGGAGACCACCUGAAGGCUCCAAAACUGAGCAGAGAGGAAAAGAUGCACAUGCACAUAUGGGCAAAGAAGUGGAAGAACUAUGCUUAAUUAUACAUAACACUGGACAGAGGGAACAGGAUGGGCAAGUGAGAAUAACAUUUAAACAGCUCUUUGAUAGGUAUGUGACUAUAUCCAAUAAACUAGUAGGUGUCCUCUUAAGAGCAAGGAAGCAUGGCCUGGUUGACUUUGAAGGUGAAAUGCUUUGGCAAGGAAAAGAUGAUAGUGUAGUUAUUACUUUGUUUGAACAAGAUAAAGAUUAUCCAGCUAUUUCAUGAUUAAUUCAGAAAUCUCUUAAAGCGCUUGAAACAUCAAAAUGACUGCCUGGCUUAGAACAUAGGA